GUAGGCAAGUUGCCGGAUACGAUGAAGGAACGAACGCCUUACCACUCUAGUGGAAGUGAUAGAUCACGAGGAAAUCUGGCAGCGGUCUUGGGUGGUAGGUUUCCACUCAUUCGAGAGACACACGCCAAGGAAUGUUCUCGUGAAUAUUUGAACUCGCCUCAUACUCUCAUUUUACUCCCGCUUUUGCUGCCAUUUCAACCCAAUGAAACCAAGAAAGCUGAGCCCUAGCUUACCAUCAGCAAACAAGAUGGCGCCUAAACCAACCCCUCCACUUCGGUCCCUCCCAAACAUCUCAUAUACUGUACUGGUGGCUAUGGUUCUGUCUCUUUUCAGUCAUGGUGCCCACGCGAAACCCGCUCAGCCGCAAACUGUCGAGCAUCUUGACCUCAUCUUCUUCGCAGAAAUACCGCUAAACUGUACCGGUUCUCAGAUAACCUGCCCGACCCAAUUGCAAUGCUCACCCCUUACAAUCCCCUACGUACGCUGUCCAGGCAUCCGCCCCAACACAUGCUGUGCAGUCCUUCCACCCUUUUGUGGAGCCAUGGCUUGUGACCGGGCUCAAGGGUGCGGCAGGGGGGUUGAGUUGGCACUAUAUACGGGCAUCAGGGACUGUUCGAUUCAUGGAGCAGGCUUCGGACAUUACUACUGUCAGCAACUCGAAGCCGUCGACGAAAAGGGUGGCUGCUGUAUGCUUGGCUUUGGGUCCAAUGAUUGGGAGGUUGACCCUGACGGCGUCAGAGGAGGUUGCAGUGCAGAGUGGUGGUAUCAUUCCCACCAACAAGAAAAACGACAUGGCAGUUUUGAUACCAGUAUACGUGGGGGACAACGAGAAGCGGAUGGUCUAAGUGAACAGCGGCCACAGCCCUGCGUGGAAGCGAGCGUCUUAGCAUUCUACGAUGAUGCUGGACUUCAGAGAGAGGUACAUGUCCCAAAUGGGGAAAUGGGCAGAGCCGGAACAAUGGUACUUCAGCGAAACUGGAAGGGCCUAUUGAAAGAGUUCGAUGAAUGGGGUGAGUCGUUUGAACAUUCAAAUCUGCCAUAAAUUACCGUACUACUUCCGCAGAGCAACCCCGAUGUCCAGCAAGUACAUCUCACCAGGCCCCGA
This is a messenger RNA of Neurospora tetraspora, 1105 nucleotides long. RefSeq lists its product as uncharacterized. The coding region runs from base 203 to 1042 and encodes 279 amino acids. Lineage: Eukaryota; Fungi; Ascomycota; Sordariomycetes; Sordariales; Sordariaceae. The record is from RefSeq and is a predicted model, not a curated record. The transcript has a single exon.